Messenger RNA from Chenopodium quinoa (quinoa), 4826 nucleotides. RefSeq lists its product as uncharacterized. NCBI's taxonomy places the organism in Eukaryota, Viridiplantae, Streptophyta, Magnoliopsida, Caryophyllales, Amaranthaceae. The coding region runs from base 330 to 4352 and encodes 1340 amino acids. The record is from RefSeq and is a predicted model, not a curated record. The transcript is spliced from 27 exons.
UAUAAUAAAAAAUAUAAUUAAAAUUCAUUAUUAAUGUUAUGAUUGACCAUUCACUAGAACAUUUAAAAAUAGAAGGUUAUCAAAAAUAAUUUUCAUAUCUGUCAAAAAAAAAAAAAAAAAAAAAAAAAAAAAAAUAAAAUUCAUAGCUUGUUCAUAUGAAGCUAAUUAGGAAAGUUGUCCCUAACAAUUUCUCUUUCUCAGUCUCUAACGUCCAACCCCUUGUUCUCCCGCUCGACCCCCAUUAACUAUCCCCAAAACAUACAGCAAGAUCUUGCUAUGAAGCAAUUGCAAAAUUCACAAAAUUAAUCAACCAAGAAGAAGAAAGAAUAAUGGUGGGAUUAAUGGCGGCUGGUUCUGAAGAAAGAAUUCAGAGUCUCAUUGAUGCAAUUACCUUUGCUGCUGAUACCCCUUCAAAGCUCGAAAACUUGCAUCAACUUAAGCAGGAAUUGUUGGGCUUAGAAGAUGAUACUACUGUUUCUUUCUCUGAUUUCCUCCCUUCUUUGUUGAGGCUUCUUUCGGAUUGUUUUAGCCCUGUUCGUAAAUGUGUUACCGAGGUAAUUGGUGAAAUUGGGUUGAGGCAUUUGGAGGUUUUACCUGAAAUUACAACUGCACUGUUGACUGUUGUUGAUGAUGAUACUCCAGCAGUGGCCCGGCAAGCUAUUACAUCUGGCACUAAUAUAUUUUGCUGUACCAUGGAGAAAAUAGCAUUACAGGGGCUAAAUGCAAGCAAGUUGGAUGAUUCUCUUGAGUCAGCGUGGGAGUGGAUGCUGAAGUUGAAGGAAAAGAUAUGUUCAAUAGCUUUUGAGUCUGGAAGUGAUGGAAAACGAUUGUUGGCUCUGAAAUUUGUUGCAGCCAUCAUUCUUAUUUAUACUCCAGACCCCAAUGGUGGUACUGAGCUUCCAUCUCAUCUUAUUAGUGAUGGUAAUGCUGUAGGUAAGGAAGCAGGGUUCAGUAUCUCAUGUGUUCGUAGAGGGCAUCCUCUUCUGAAGCUUGGGGAUCUGUCAAUUGAAGCCAGUCAAAGUUUGAGAUUAUUGCUUGAUCAGCUUCGCCUCCCCAUCGUGAAAUCGCUCAGCACCUCCAUGGUGGUUGUGCUCAUUAAUUGUUUGUCAGCCAUUGCUGUGAAGAGGCCAUCCUUCUAUGGACGAAUUCUUCCAGUCCUUCUGGGUCUGGAUCCUUCAAAUUCUGUUAUCAAGGGGUUGCAUGCUUAUGGAGUACAAAAUGCUUUAAAGAAUGCAUAUCUCUCUUGCUUGAAGUGUGCACACCCUAGUGCUACACCGUGGCGGGAUCGAUUAGUUGGUGCUUUGAAGGAAAUGAAUGCUGGGCAUAUGGCAGAAAAAGCCCUUGAAAGCAUGUGCAGUAACAAUGGAAAUGUGAAGGAGGAAAAGGCUGAGCUAGUUGCUGUUAAGGAGGAGCAGUCACUUGAAGUCCAUGAUCCAGUGCAUAAUAAGGUGGGUAGAAAAAGAUCCAGUGACCUGGAAGUUGGUGACAGGAAUGAAGAUGAUGAUACACCUGGAAAACGUGCCCGAUCUAUGCACAGUGUAUCAGAGGAGCUGAGUGAUAAGUCAGGUGAUCUUCGUUCUUCUGUCGAAAUUAAGUCUGAUUCACCUGGGGUGGCAAGUGCAUCGAAAGAAGAUGAUUUGGGGCCUGUACAGCAACUUGUUGGGCUUUUUGGUGCCCUGGUUGCUCAAGGUGAAAAGGCUGCUGCAUCUUUGGAGAUACUUAUAUCAGGUAUCUCUGCUGACUUACUUGCAGAAGUGGUUAUAUGGAACUUGAGAAACCUUCCUUCUACUUGCCCAAAGGCUGAGGGAGAUGAAGAACUGCAAGCAAAUUUUGGUUUGCGUUACAAUAAAGUUGAUACUGAUACCCCCUUUGACCAACUUUCAUCAUUUUUGACAAAUGCUGUUCACUGUAGCAGUUCCGAGCUCAUAUCUGCAGCAGCUGAUGUCAAACCACCAGUGUCACUUGACAUUGAGCAUCCGCUUCUAGAAGAAACUCAUGCUAUGGAUGUUGCUGAUAACAUUGUGGGAUGUGCUACGUCAAAAAGUUCAACUGAGCUUGUUGAUUCAGAUAUGCCAUGUGCUUUUGCUUCUGGUAAUCUUUUUGAAGUACCCAAAGGGUCAGCUGUUACCUGUGAGUUUCAAGAUAUGGGACCUUCAGAUAAUGCCAUUCCGGGCUUGGAUAAUGCUCAUAGCGAUGGAUUCCUGGACACUGUUGCUUCUUCAUCGUUGGCCUCCACAGAUCGGGAUGAUGGCAGCCAAGAUCAAGUUACAAGUGUUGGGAAAAGUUUUAAAAUAGAAUCACUUCCAUCAGUGUCAACUGAGAAGUCUGAGGAACUUAGCUCUAAAGCUGCUGCAGCAGAUGCAAACAUAGGGAUGGCCUCUACAGCUAGUUCCCUUGGGCCAGUUCACCAGUUUGUCUUGCCUAAGCUCUCAGCACCUGUGAUAGACCUUUCUAGCGAGGACAAGGAUAAGCUUCAAAAACUGGUAUUUUUGCGCAUUGUGGAAGCAUACAAGCAGGUUGCUGUCUCUGGAGGUUCACAGCUUCGAUUCUCUUUACUUUCUUAUUUGGGAGUUGAGCUCUCAUUGGACCUUGACCUUUGGACAUGUCUACAGACACACAUAUUGUCAGAUUACAUAAACCAUGAGGGACAUGAGUUGACAUUACGUGUCCUCUAUCGAUUGUAUGGGGAGGCAGAAGAAGAGCGUGACUUUUUUUCUUCCACAACUGCUUCUUCUGUAUAUGAAACUUUUCUUCUAAAAGUGGCAGAAACACUGAGAGAUUCUUUCCCACCAUCUGACAAAUCUUUGAGUUGUUUGUUCAGUGAAGUUCCAUAUUUGCCCAAAUCGAGCCUUAAAUUAUUGGAAUGCUUGUGUUCACCUGAGAUUGGAGAUAAAGAUGAAAAAGAAUUGCACAAUGGAGAUCGGGUUACUCAAGGUCUCAGUGCUGUGUGGAGUUUGAUAAUGCUGAGGCCAACUCUCCGUGAUGUGCUGUUGAAAAUUGCUUUGCAGAGUGCAGUGCAUCAUAUGGAGGAAGUUCGUAUGAAGGCAAUACGUUUGGUUGCAAAUAAAUUGUAUCCAUUACCGUCAAUUUCCCUGCAAAUAGAAGAAUUUGCUAAGGAGAAGCUGCUUACUGUAGAAAAUACUCAUAGUGCAGAUGCUGAAAAAUCAAGUAUUCAAUCACAAAAGAGUCUUGAAAUAACUUUGGCUGCGAAAGACCAAUCUACAGGGGAAACAAUGGCCAUAGAAUCAUCUGCCCAUAAUUCCCCGCCUUGCACACCUGGAAUUGUUGCCAGUACUUCCGUAUCUGAAGCACAACAAUGCAUGUCACUGUAUUUUGCCCUAUGUACAAAGAAACAUACUCUUCUUCGUCAAAUAUUUAUCAUAUAUAAAAGCUCACCAGAGUCAGCGAAACAGGCAAUUCAUAGCCAGAUGCCUAUUCUUAUUCGGACUAUGGGUGCAUCACCACCUCUUCUUGAGAUUAUCUCUGAUCCACCUGAUGGAAGUGAGAAUCUUCUGAUGCAGGUUUUGCAUACUCUUACAGAUGGCAGGGUUCCAUCUGCAGAAUUGAUAUUUACUAUUAAAAAACUUUAUGAGACAAAGUUAAAGGAUAUAGAGAUUCUGUUUCCAAUAUUGCCCUUUCUACCAAAAGAGGAGGUGUUGAGGGUCUUCCCUCAUGCUGUUAAUCUCCCCCAAGACAAGUUCCAGGCUGCUCUGGCACGCUUGCUGCAGGGUUCGACUCCUAAUCCUGUGCUAACUCCAUCAGAAGUGUUAAUUGCCAUCCACAGCAUAGAUCCUGAUAAAGAUGGAAUUCCUUUGAAGAAGGUGACUGAUGCAUGUAAUGCUUGCUUUGAGCAAAGACAAAUGUUCACACAGCAAGUAAUUGCCAAGGUUCUGAAUCAGCUGGUUGAACAGAUUCCUCUUCCAUUGUUGUUCAUGAGAACAGUACUACAAGCAAUCGGUGCUUUUCCAGCUUUGGUGGACUUCAUAAUGGAUAUCCUUUCUCGACUUGUAAGCAAGCAGAUAUGGAAAUACCCAAAGUUAUGGGUUGGAUUUCUCAAAUGUGCACAAUUGACACAGCCUCAUUCUUUUACCGUGUUGCUUCAGUUGCCACAAGCUCAGCUUGAAGCUGCUCUAAAUAAAAUUCCUGCACUCAAAGCACCUCUGGCUGCUCAUGCAAACCAGCAGAACAUUAAAUCUUCUCUCCCAAGGUCUGUACUUACUGUACUUGGCAUCGCCUCUGAUUCUCAAGCUGGAAGUCAGUCGCAGUCAGCCCAACCUGAGGCUGAGGAUGCAGGCAGCUCUGACAAGGAUGUCGUCCCAGAGAAAAGUAAAGAAUCAUCCAGUGGAAGCUAGAGUAACUGGUUGAAGUUCAUGUAAUUAAGUUAGAUUACAAUUAAAGCUACUGUCUUAUGCAAGUAUCAAGUUUAAGCUUGUCUACCUACUGUCUUAUGUCAACGUUGAAGUGCAUAUGAUUCGCAUGAAGCUGCUUAGAAAAUUGAUGAACAUGAGAACCAAAACAUUUGGAAGUGUAUCAAAUGGAGCGGCUUUGCAAGGACUGCGCAUAUAUUGCACCUGAAUGUUGUCUGGUCAGCAGAGGAUUAUAUGCGCUCCAUUGUGAAAAGGUUUAUAACAAAACAGAUAUAUAAUAAUAUAUAAUAGAGACCCACAAAUGUUAAGUUGUAGAUCAAAUUUGGUUUUGGGUAGCACUAGAGAAUUUUAUUAAGCUAAAUGACAUCCAUUAAUAGGAGUUGAAUUAAUAUCAUGUAUUUGUAUCCAACAUACCAGCUGAUAUAUAAAAAGGAAACCGAUUCAAUGUCUUAACACAUA